AUGGAAUCCGAUCCAGAUGUCAAUCCAGGCUGGGGUAUUUACAACAAAGCGGCAACCAUUUACAGGAAAUCUGGGAUGAAGGAGAAAGGAAUUGAAAUGCUGGAGAAAGCCGAGGGGCUCAUAACAAAGAACAAGGAUAUGGAAGCUUAUUAUUGCCUCAUCACCAACUAUGCUGCCAUGGGGGAGAAAUCUAGAGUCUUGGGGGUUUGGGAACUUCUCAAAAAGAAUGGGAAGGUUCUCAAUAAGGGAUAUAUGAAUGUGAUAACUUCUCUACUGAAAUUGGAAGAUUUUGAGACUGCGGAGAAGAUAUUUGAUGAGUGGGAAUCCCGGAAUUUGUCUUAUGAUGUCCGUAUUCCCAACAUAUUGAUUCGUGCUUACUCGAGAAGUGCUCUUCUGGAAAAGGCAGAGACAAUGGUCGAGAGGAGCUGUGAAUGGUUCUAA
Linum trigynum is the source of this 441-nucleotide messenger RNA. NCBI's taxonomy places the organism in Eukaryota, Viridiplantae, Streptophyta, Magnoliopsida, Malpighiales, Linaceae. The record is from the annotation of a GenBank genome assembly.